Messenger RNA from Emiliania huxleyi CCMP1516, 1723 nucleotides. RefSeq lists its product as hypothetical. The transcript has 4 exons. Lineage: Eukaryota; Haptophyta; Isochrysidales; Noelaerhabdaceae. Gene Ontology annotation, biological process: RNA methylation. Gene Ontology annotation, molecular function: methyltransferase activity. The record is from RefSeq and is a predicted model, not a curated record. The coding region runs from base 115 to 1704 and encodes 529 amino acids.
CGACACUACUCGAGUAGGCACAGGACUGGCGCUAACACAGCUACACCAAGCAAGAAGUACACACACCUGGAGAGAGGCUCCCGCGCUCCCUCCGCCGUGUCGCCCGAGCUAGACAUGGGACGCAAGCGCGUGCUCAACCGCCGCGCAGGCCGCCGAAAGCUGCUCUCGUCGGCGGCCGACUGGCAGGCCUUCGGGCAGUCCAUGCGCUCUCCGCUCCCUAUCACAUUUCGUCGGUGCGGGCUGCCGAGCCGUUCGGCGGCGAGUGAGGCGUGCUGGGCCGAGGGACAGCAGCUGAUCCGCGCCUUCGAGGAGUCGAGUGGGCGGCAAGGGCGCGCCCUGCCUUGGUGCCACGGGUACCAGCUGCCACUCUCCCGGCUCGAGCUGCGAAGCGAGGCGCAAGCGAGCGGCGCGGCCGCCGCUCUGCAGGCGUGGCUACUGCGUGCGUCGGGCUGUGGGCUGGUGAUGCGGCAGGAGGUGGUGAGCAUGGUGCCGGCGCUGCUUCUCGGCGUGCAGGCCUCGCACCGCGUGCUCGACGUCUGCGCCGCGCCAGGCUCGAAGACGACGCAGCUGCUCGAGAUGGUCUCGCACGGCGCGGAGGGCGGCGUCGUCGUCGCGAACGACGCGGAGCCGCUGCGCGCGUACGUGCUGGCGCACCGGCUCCGCUCGCUCGGCGCCGGGCUGAACGCCGUCGUCGUGACGCACCGCGGCCAGACCCUCCCGAGGGCUGGCGAGGAGUACGACCGCGUCUUGUGCGACGUGCCUUGCUCCGGCGAUGGCACGCUGCGCAAGGAGCCGGCGCUGUGGGCCUCGUGGCGGCCAGGCCUCUCGCUGCGCCUCCACUCGCUCCAGCUGCAGAUCGCACUGCGCGCGGCGGCGCUCGUCCGCGCUGGCGGCUCGGGCGUCUCGGAUUGCAUGGGCGACGAGGCGGUGGUUGCGAGCUUACUGCGCGCGGCGCGCGGCGCGCUCGAGCUCGUCGACGCGAGCGGCCAGCUGCCGGAGCUGCCUCGGGCGCCCGGCCUGAGAAACUGGCAGGUCAUCGACGACGCGAUGCGCCGCGUGCCCUCCCUCGCCUCGCUCUCGUCGGAGCCGCUCACCGUCCGCCGCCGCUUCCGCGCCGGCAUGUUCCCGCCGAAAGGAGGAGGCACGUCGCCCACGCCCCCCUCGUCCUCCCUGCCUCACGGGGCGCCGCCGCUCGAGCGCUGCAUGCGCUUCCUGCCCCACCUCGCCGACACGGGCGCCUUCUUUGUGGCGCUUCUCCGCAAGACAGCUCCGCUGCCCCCGGGGAGGAGAGGGCAGCGGCACGGGCAGGAGGCGCUGCCGCUCUCCAAGCAGCGCGCGGCGGCGCAGCUCGCAGCAGGCCAUUCGCUCCGGCCGCUGCCGACAGAGGCGCCGGCGGCGGAGGCAAGAGCGGCGGAGGCGCCGGUUGGGAGGGAGGGCGAGCGCCUCUUCACGCGCUCCCCGUCGGGGCGACGCGCGCUGCACGUGCCUCCGCGUGUGGCGCGUUUCCUCGGCUUCGCGGCCGAAGGCACGGCAGAUGGCGCUUCCUCGCCGCUCUGUGUGGUGCACGCGGGCUGCCCUCCCGGGGAGCUGGAGGAGGACGCCGAGGCGCUCGCCGCUCGGCUCGGCGCCAAAAAGUCGAGGGCGGAGCGGCGCGACGCGUCGGCAACUCAGCGGGACCGGAAGCGGGCGCAGUGGUGUCACUGAAAAAUGAUAUAAAAGAAAA